This is a messenger RNA of Portunus trituberculatus (swimming crab), 2292 nucleotides long. RefSeq lists its product as uncharacterized. The transcript is spliced from 6 exons. Lineage: Eukaryota; Metazoa; Arthropoda; Malacostraca; Decapoda; Portunidae. The record is from RefSeq and is a predicted model, not a curated record. The coding region runs from base 135 to 1079 and encodes 314 amino acids.
AUUUACUUUGGUGUAGGUGUGUGUGUGUGUGUGUGUGCGUUCUUUUUCAAGAGAUUUCCUUCUAGUAGUUAACACCCAUUUUUAUUUGACUUACUUCCUUUGCUUGCUGAAGUGUUGUCUGAGCCUCGCACGUCAUGGGAGUGGGCGGUGCGAUGGGCGUGAUGAGCUGGGUGACACGAAAGUACGGGCGGGUAGUGGUAGCUGGUGUGCUGUCUGCUUCCCUAAUAGUGAACCUCACCCUGCACGCCGGCUCCGCCCUGCAUUACUACUGCAGCAACGAGUGUCUGGAGGCGCUGCUGACGGCACCAAUACUCACCCUGGACCAUGACGCCGUGGUGCACAUUCGUGAGAAUUGGGUGGACCCGCCAGCUCCACGGGACGCCUACAAGCCAUCCUUCCCGUUGGAUGAGCCCCCUUGGACUGCCAAAGGAAGCUGGAGCGAGGCCUACACGAUCAUUAAAAACUAUUUCAAACAGUACGAGGUUCCUGGGACCUUCGUGGAGGUGGGUGCGGCGGACGGUGAGUUUCAAUCCUUGACUCUAUGGGUGGAACAGCAGUUGGGAUUCCGCGGGCUGCUGGUGGAGCCAAACCCACAGGCCUACCAGGCUCUUCGAGCGGCGGGCAGGUCAGCCUACAGCAUCCAAGCGUGUGCCACUCCUGACGAGGGACACAGGAAGGAUAUGCUGUGGAUACGAAACAAUGACGCUGACCUGCCGUCCUUUCUGCGGCAGUUACAGAAAGGAAGCAACAGACUUUGGCGAUACGUCCCUGUUGAGGAUCGUGACCUCGGAAGGACGGUGCCUGUGCAGUGCUUCAACCUGGGCGCCCUCGUGGUGGCCGCCCUGAGGAGUGUCACGGUUGAUCUCCUCGUCGUGUCCACUCACGGAGGGGAGAUAGAUAUCCUCAGGAGCAUCCCGCACCAAAUUAAAGUGAAGGUGCUAGUGGUGGUGGCGCCCAUCGUGACGGGGGAGGACAUGGACGAACUGAGUGCGACGGUGCAUAGGUGGCGUCUUGCACCGGCCCUCACUCGGCACGACAUUAAUAUAUUCGUCCCCCAGGAAAGCAUCACUCAUGCUUAGUGUGUGUGUGUGUGUGUGUGUGUGUGUGCUUUUGCAAAAUAGAUGUGUUUAGCAAUAUUUACCAGUCAAUGCUAGAUAGCUAGGCAAGAAUAAGUAAAUCUAUGGAUUAUUACCAAAGAAUGGAGACGGACGAGUCGAGCAAAAACUUCGAAGCGAGUCAAUGAAUCAAUGCAUUGUGUGUUCAGAGCAAAGACAGUACAGAAGAAAGACUGGAAAGCUUAGCAUUCAACAUAUACAAAACUUUGACGCCAAACAGUUACCAAAUGCCACCGGAAUUUUGUUUUUCGCACGCCAUCUAUCGUCUGGACGAAGCACUAACCCUGAACUGCCAGAUGUAGCCAGUAAUACUAUUAUCAUUACGUGUGUGUGUGUGUGUGUGUGUGUGUGUGUGUGUGUGUGUGUGUGUGGAGGAAAUAUGAAAAAUAAAAAGGGUCAAGUUCCAAAGUUUAUUGCCACAAACCAUAUGAUAAAAAUAAUCUGGGAAAAAAAAAAAAAAAGAUUCAGUGUUAAGAAACGCAUCACUGAAAACAUUUUCAUUCAAAGGUUCAGAGAACAUUAAAAUUAAGAACUGACAAAAGCAGUAUUGAAGGUAAAGUACACAAGAAAACAAACAAAGGGUGUGUUAGUCAUGGCAAAAGGUCAGAAAACACAAAUGAUGAGUGACAACACAGACAUAAGCAUGCUAAUGGUGCCAUGGUAUAACAUACAUAUAUAGCAAUGCUUGUAUAUGGAGUUCAUACCUGCUGUACUUGUAUCACAAAUACCAUUACUUUGACAAUAUUUGCGCCUUUAAUAAACAAUGAAAGCAAAGUGCGUUAACCUUAUGAAGCAAAAGGCAUAUUUUGUUAUGCAACGCAGAUUUACAUCUCCAAUGCAGAAAACAAUAAAGCAGUAGAAGCAGUCAGACACAAGCAUGAAUUAGGUAAAGCAUCUACCAGUCAGUGCAUCAUUACUUGUCACAUCAAAGAAUGCUGGUUAUUAUUAUUAUUAUUAUUAUUAUUAUUAUUAUUAUUAUUAUAUAUUGUUUACAUUAAGCACAAACAAUACUCUAAAGAAAAUACAAGCACAUGCUAAAUUGUUUACACAAAAUAUAAGCAUAACAUGCUAGCAAAACACCAUAAAAUGAUGUCAUAUCUACAUACAUGAUACAGAAUACUUCCAACACCUGAGAAAUUAAAGGAACUUUGUUAAUACAUCUACCUACACACACACA